Molecule: messenger RNA, 1064 nt
Organism: Acipenser ruthenus (sterlet)
Lineage: Eukaryota; Metazoa; Chordata; Actinopteri; Acipenseriformes; Acipenseridae
Product: optic atrophy 3 protein homolog
Exons: 2
Coding region: 64-525 (153 amino acids)
Biological process (GO): regulation of lipid metabolic process
Cellular component (GO): mitochondrion
Source: RefSeq, a predicted model, not a curated record
UGAUGCACUCACGUCGCUCCGCCCAUAUCCCGCCUCACUUCUGACGUCUUUCCGCACAGUAAGAUGGUGGCCGGAGCUUUUCCCAUCGCUAAACUUCUCUACCUGGGGGUAAGACAGCUCAGCAAACCUGUUGCCAACCGGAUAAAAGCUGGGGCACGCAGAAGCGAGUUCUUCAAAAACUACAUCUGCCUGCCGCCCGCCCAGUUGUACCACUGGGUGGACAUGAGUGCCAAGAUGAGGAUCAUGGGAUUUCGGGGAACACACAUCAAGCCGCUGAAUGAGGAGGCUGCGGCCGAGCUGGGUGCAGAGCUGCUGGGGGAGGCAAUCAUCUUCACAGUGGGCGGAGUCUGUAUGAUUGCUGAAUACGCCCGCCAGAGCGCCAACACACGCCACAAAGAGGAAGAGCUGAACAACACACUGCAGAGCCUUCAGGAUCAAGUGACGCAGCUGAGCCUCACCGCUGAAACGCUGGACGCCCAGCUGAGAGAGGUCAACAGACGCUUACUCACUGGCCCCACCAAAUAACAGCUACUGUACUUUAUUCCUUCUAGGCAGUUAACAUGCGCCAGUGUUAUAUUCUAAUGCGGAAUAAGGACUGAUCCUGAUUUCUGUCUGCAGUGGAGUGUUAAAAAAUGUCACUUCCUUUAUCAAAGUGAUUAUCAGAGUGGUCACAGUAAACUGGUGGUCAUUUGGUAGAGGUGGGCUUUAAGAGAGUGCUAACCAAGGGUUUCUUUCUUUUUUGCAUUAGCAGUGUUGUAAAAAUCAGUACAUAAGAAAAUGAACAAGAACUUCAUCUAUUUGGCUAUUAAAGAUACCAAAAAGGAUCAGCAACAACUUGAUCUUCUACCUUUUAUAGCCAAAGAACGAUGAGAUAUUCAACACAAGAAAAGAGGGCCAAUCUGAGGUACUAGAAAGGGAUUUUAAAACCCGGGUUAGCACUCUGUUAAUGUUUGACCGAAUUGUAUGAGCUUUGAUCCUGUUUGACAUGAAACUGCUGGUUUGUGUUUUGACUCUAUAUCAAAAGAAACGCAAUGUACAUUAAAGGAGAUUGCAUUAUUUUUUUA